AUAAAAAAAAGAAAACAAAAGAAAUAAAAUAAGCAAAGGGGAGUGCAGCACUGGCAGGAAGAAAAAGAAAAGAAAAAAUAUAUAUAUAAGAAGAUGGAAGUGGAACAAAAAGCAGGAGAGGGAGUGAAGAAAAAUAGAAGAAUAAGAGGGAGUGGAAGGCAGAAAGCAGAGAGCACAGCAGAAAAGAAAAGGAAAAGAAUAAGAAAUGGGGGACACGGACAGAAGAUGACAGAGAGGAGAGAGGAGCACGGAAGAAAAAGAAUGAACUGAAUGAUAAGAGAGACAGGGGGGUGUCAGGAGAGAACCGACUAAGAAGGAAAUAUAAGAGGAAGAGAGACUGACGCGACAAGGGAGACGACGCAGAGAAGAGGAAGCAGGAAGAGACUGCAGCAGGCAGAGGAAAAGAAGUCAGGAGCAAACCAAAAACGGGUCUUAAUAUUCUGAAAUUCGAUUUUAACUGCAUCAAUGGCAACCACCACUGUGAGCUUGAAGCUCUUGAUUGAUACAAAGGGCCACAGAGUUCUGUUUGCCGAAGCCGGCAAGGACUUUGUGGAUUUCCUUUUCACCCUUCUGUCUCUGCCGGUUGGAACUGUCAUUAGGCUCCUCUCUAAGGACAACAUGGUUGGUAGCUUAGGCCGACUUUACGACAGUGUCGAAAAUCUAAAUGACACAUACAUGCUGCCCAAUCUCAACAAGGACACUCUGCUGAAACCCACGUCCCCCAUUGGCUGCGCUAAUGUCCCACAUUUGCUGACAAGUGAUAGAUCAACGGUAAAAAAGGUGUACAUGUGUGGGAGCUACCACCGGUACGUGGCUGAUGACCCUAGGGCCGUUUGUCCACAGUGCAGAUCUGCUAUAUCUACCGAGGUGCCUUAUGUUGCUGCUCCGGCUACCGCUAAAGGAUCCUCUGGUGGCGGAGCAGGUUUUGUGAAAGAUGUUGUGACAUACAUGAUUAUGGAUAAUUUGGAAGUGAAGCCGAUGUCCACCAUAUCAUGUAUUGCUUUGCUCAACAAGUUCAACGUUAAGGAGGUUGGUGCCCUUGAAGAGAAGGUUGUUCAUAUGGGCAUGGAUGAGGGGCUGAAACUGCUGAAGGCAUCAUUGGAAUCAAACAAUGUUCUCCAAUGUCUUCCUUUGUGAGAAAGAGGAGUAAACACGUCAACUUUGCGCGUGGUCCAGAGCGUAUAUGGCGUUUUGGAGCUUAAACGAAGUAGUAGUGACGAAAUAUCUAGCUAAACCCUUUAUAUAAUCAGUUGUAGAUCGACUUAAUCAACGUUACCGUGCUUCUUUUCACGGGGCGUUUUCUGUUAAGGUGGAUAACCUUAGUUUGGCUAAAACCGCAUUAGAAAUUGCUGAAGUUGGGUGGCUAUAACUCUCCACUAUUGCAUAUCUAGACAGGUUCUUUGACUGAUUUGGUA
Malus domestica (apple) is the source of this 1415-nucleotide messenger RNA. RefSeq lists its product as uncharacterized. NCBI's taxonomy places the organism in Eukaryota, Viridiplantae, Streptophyta, Magnoliopsida, Rosales, Rosaceae. The record is from RefSeq and is a predicted model, not a curated record.